CUGGAUUGGCACGGGGGUUGCUGAUAGGCAGCCUGUUGCCUGCGCAUUUCGCCAGGCUGCUGUGGCGAGCUGGGGGCCGCGUACAGGUGCAGCCCGGCGGGGCGGCAAGUUCCCUUCGGAAGAGGCAGCUCGCUGGCAGCGCCCGGCCGGAGCCAGGUGGCUGGAGAGCGCGCGGGAGGCAGCCGGGGAGGCGCUGGCUGGAGCGGGAAGGGCCGAGGGAGGCUGCUGCGCUCUCAGGGAGAGCCGAGGUCCCCGCACGCUCGCCCAGCGCCGCUCUCCGGCUCUGCCCUUUGGUGGCACAGCGCGGGGGGGACCCAAACCCCGCAGCCGUGGCGGAACUGCGAAGGAGACGGAGCUGGGCAGCGCCGCUGUGGGCGCAUUUUUCCACGCGGAUCCCACAGUAGCUCCCCUGUCAACCCCUCUCCGCAAAUCCCUGAGGCGGGUGCAGCCCGGGAGCCCCCACCACGCACUAGGCGCUGCGCCGGUGAGCAGCAGAGGCGAGAUGCCACCCACCCGCCAGGCACCAGAAAGUUUCGCAGCUCCGUGAGCGCGGCGGCAAACUCCCCUCCACCCCCUUCUUCUGCUGGGCGCUUGGGGCUCCCUCGGUGCGUCUCUGGGGGCGAGGUGCGGGCCCCGGGUGCAGGACAAGGGCGCUGUUUGUUCUCCUCCGCCCGUCCCAGCUGUUGCUGGGGGGCAGCCGCAGCAGCCAUGGAGCCCGAGGCGAUUGCGAUCCUCUUCCUGAACCAGAGCGGAGGGCCCCCCUGGGGGGACUUCAACCUCUCGGGGCUCUCGGAGGAGGAGCAGGACCCCAAGCCCCUCUUCGGCAUCGGCAUCGAGAACUUCCUCACCCUGAUCGUCUUCGGCGUGAUCUUCGCCUUAGGGGUGCUGGGCAACUCGCUGGUGAUCACGGUGCUGGCCCGGAGCAAGCCGGGCAAGCCCCGCAGCACCACCAACAUCUUCAUCCUCAACCUCAGCAUCGCCGACCUGGCCUACCUGCUCUUCUGCAUCCCCUUCCAGUCCACGGUCUACGUGCUGCCCACCUGGGUGCUGGGCGCCGUCAUCUGCAAGUUCAUCCACUACUUCUUCACCGUCUCCAUGCUGGUCAGCAUCUUCACCCUCUCCGCCAUGUCGGUGGACCGCUACGUGGCCAUCGUGCACUCCCGCCGCGCCUCGGUCCUGCGGGUCUCCCGCAACGCGCUGCUGGGCGUGGGGCUCAUCUGGGCGCUCUCCAUCGCCAUGGCCUCGCCCGUCGCGCACCACCAGCGCCUCUUCCACCGGGACGCCGGCAACCAGACCUUCUGCUGGGAGCAGUGGCCCAACCCCCAGCACAAGAAGGUCUACGUGGUCUGCACCUUCGUCUUCGGCUACCUGCUGCCGCUGCUGCUCAUCUCCUUCUGCUACGCCAAGGUCCUAAAUCAUCUGCAUAAAAAGCUGAGAAACAUGUCAAAGAAGUCAGAAGCAUCCAAGAAGAAGACAGCCCAGACUGUGCUGGUGGUGGUGGUGGUUUUUGGAAUAUCUUGGCUGCCACAUCAUGUGAUCCACCUCUGGGCUGAAUUUGGAGUUUUCCCACUGACUCAAGCUUCAUUUCUCUUCAGAGUAACAGCGCACUGCCUGGCUUACAGCAAUUCUUCUGUAAAUCCUAUUAUAUACGCAUUCCUCUCUGAAAAUUUUAGGAAGGCCUACAAACAAGUCUUCAAAUGCCAGAUAGGUAACGAAUCACCUCUGAAUGAUGUUAAAGAAAGUAAAAGUCGGAUAGAUACAGCACCGUCUACCAAUUGUACUCAUGUGUGAGCAACAAUAAAAAAAAAAAUCCUGUCAUGUUGGUUUUCAUAUGUGUGGACUAGACGUCUAGAAAAAGCACAGUGAGCUUCUAAAAAGAGCUGCAGCUUCAGCUUCAGCUCGAUAAUUGGUAGAAUUAAAAAUUUCAGUUUCCUUACAAUUACGAGAUAACUGUGGCCAUUCUUAAUAUUAGACAUCUUUGUCUAGCAUGGUUCAAAUGAAGAUCUGUCCUUUGAAAGAUGUUCCAGAAAAAGUGGGUAAUGGUAUGUCAGUACUAGCUCUCAUUAUUUUAGUAGGAAAGCUAAUAACUUGCUAUUUAUAAAUAUUGACAUACAGCAUAUUUGAAUUGUGCCUAUAACACAAAUAUGUUAACGUAGAAUGCAAUUGUACAAUUCCUAAUCCAGUUCUAUAAAGUCAAACUUUAUUCUAUAAAUUGUGUGUGUGUGUGUGGGAGAAAUUAUCUCUCACCUCAAAGAAAGGUAAUUAAUGGUGCAGUACUAUGAUUUCAAGAGAAAUGGUUAGAUUUCAAAGAUAAUUAAAACUUCAGUCAUCUCUUCAGGUUGGUUCUGACAAUGGUUUUGUUUGUUUUUUAAGCAAAUAUUGAGCAGAAAUAAUUUUCAUAUGCUGAAGUAAUUACUUAGAGAAGAAAUGCUAAACUAACUAUAUAACUGUAUAAUUUACACCAUGUUAUUGAGGUACUGAGGUUGUACUUUGUGUGCCUAGCCUGGCUGCAUAUACAAAACAAUGGUUACACCUUUAUAAAAUUUUGCUUAAGGCACUCACAUAACUGUGGCAUAACAUAGGUUGAUGUAGUCAAAGUGGGAAGGGUUUAUUUCAUGUCUGUGUGUGUGUGUGUGUGUAUAUAUAUAUUAAGUGAAAUUCCAAGCUAGAGAGAAAUUUACUAUGGCUUAAUUCACACAAAAAUGUCCGCAUUUACACACCAAUUCAUGCACUUAGACACAGUAGAGAAAACAUCUUUCCAGAAAAUAGUACUGCGUAUAUAGAACUAUUGUUUAUUUAUUCACUUUUUCCUCCUGUAUGUGAAUGGCUUACUCUCUUACAUAUCUCUGAGUACACAUGAAAUGGCAUAGAGCUAUUUUCCCACAUGCAAAGUACAUUAUCAGAGUCAAAUUAAUUAAUAGGUAGCAGGUUUAAAAAGGACUAGGUAAAUUCAUAGAGGAUAGGUCCAUCCAUGGCUAUUAGCCAGGAUAGGCAGGGAUGGUGUCCCUAGCCUCUGUUUGCCAGAAGCUGGGAAUGGG
Messenger RNA from Mauremys mutica (yellowpond turtle), 3038 nucleotides. RefSeq names its product galanin receptor 1 (gene GALR1). NCBI's taxonomy places the organism in Eukaryota, Metazoa, Chordata, Testudines, Geoemydidae. Gene Ontology annotation, biological process: negative regulation of adenylate cyclase activity; positive regulation of cytosolic calcium ion concentration; G protein-coupled receptor signaling pathway. The record is from RefSeq and is a predicted model, not a curated record. Gene Ontology annotation, molecular function: galanin receptor activity. The transcript is spliced from 3 exons. Gene Ontology annotation, cellular component: membrane. The coding region runs from base 709 to 1791 and encodes 360 amino acids.